This is a messenger RNA of Candida tropicalis MYA-3404, 618 nucleotides long. RefSeq lists its product as uncharacterized. Lineage: Eukaryota; Fungi; Ascomycota; Pichiomycetes; Serinales; Debaryomycetaceae. Bases 1 to 618 code for a protein of 205 amino acids. The record is from RefSeq and is a predicted model, not a curated record. The transcript has a single exon.
AUGAUACUAUUAGUACUUCUUACAAUUUUGAAUACAGUACAGUGUUUGAUUGAUGAAACAAAAAUCAACCAAUUUCAAAGAAGUUUAGAAUGUCCUUCUUGUACAGAAGCUGCAAACUAUUUAAUCCGUCAUUGUGGACAAAUCCCCUCCAGUUCAGAAUACUUCCAAAGCUAUUUUGAAUGUGUAUGUGAAUUAGAUAAAGGGUUUUUCAUGAUGUUUGAACGUUGUAUUGAUGAAUGUGAUUCAUUUGAUUUUCUUCAUAUUGACAGUAACAGUUCUACUGAUUUGCAUAAUCAUUAUUGUGAUGUUGCUGAGAAAAUCUCCGAAGGACUGGUAACUUUGUUACACACCACGAACCAUGGUUCGAUUGAAGUAUAUGCAACAGAAACUUAUGCUACAUCUGAAUACUAUGGCACGAAUACCGAAGAGUGUGUUGGAGAAACUGCAAACGGUGAGGCGCCCGCCAUAACUGGAACCGACUCACGUUUUGUUUUCCUACGUCCCAGAAUACAUUUUCCACACAGAAGGACUAAACGCACUUGCAGAACCAUUGCUCGAAAUUGCGUUGGAACUAUUAAAGCAAACUUGAUACUUUUAGCUGCCGUAUAUUUGAUUUAA